This is a messenger RNA of Sphaeramia orbicularis (orbiculate cardinalfish), 4025 nucleotides long. RefSeq names its product sema domain, immunoglobulin domain (Ig), transmembrane domain (TM) and short cytoplasmic domain, (semaphorin) 4Ab (gene sema4ab). The transcript is spliced from 15 exons. The record is from RefSeq and is a predicted model, not a curated record. Gene Ontology annotation, biological process: negative chemotaxis; semaphorin-plexin signaling pathway; axon guidance. Gene Ontology annotation, molecular function: semaphorin receptor binding; chemorepellent activity. The coding region runs from base 497 to 2932 and encodes 811 amino acids. NCBI's taxonomy places the organism in Eukaryota, Metazoa, Chordata, Actinopteri, Kurtiformes, Apogonidae. Gene Ontology annotation, cellular component: plasma membrane.
CCCUCUUACCCUCCCCUUUUCUUCGCUGGGCCAUGGUCAACUGAGCCUGUGACGACGUCUAUUCAACUCUAAAUUUACACACCAUUAUUUGCACCCGCGUUAGUGACUGAAAAUACAACCACAGCUGAAUCUGUGGCUGAUGUGAACUGAAAGGCGAUAGGCGUUUGGACGAGCAGAGAAACCACAUGAAGCUGUGUUGUGUGAGAAGAGAGUUGGUUUACAGAAGAGCCGAGAAUGGACCACCUCCACCAGCAUCAUGGGAGCCCCAAGGAUUCAGCAGCAACACAUCAGGACUAAAGUUUAGGAAAACCCCAAGAUACAGUUUUCUUGUUUCAGAUGCGGUGAUGGUUCACAGUAGAAACCAGGACAUGUGGCUUCAGCUACAACCCCCAACUUCACUCACCAGUCUUUGACUCUGGAUCAUCGGACCCCCCUGCCCCCCCCUCACCCCCCGCCCCCCCUGCAGUGGAGGCCUGCCUCCUUGGCUCCAGCUGGAAUGGAGCAGUGCAUCCUGCUGUUCCUCACUGUGCUUUUUCUGAGUCCGGGUCAGACCAGUCGCACUCCCAGAGUCUCCUUUCUCAUGGGUAGUCCUGGGAGACCACUCACCUGGUUCACCAACAGUGAUGUGAGCAACACCACCACCCUCCUGCUGAGUGAGGAUGGAGACACCCUGUACGUGGGAGCCCGGGACGCUGUGUUAGCCCUGGACGUUAGCCAUCAGGAGGAGAUUCUACUGCACAACAAGCUUGACUGGAGCCCUUCAGAAAAAGACCGUGAACAAUGCUCCAUGAAAGGCAAGAAAAUGGCCGAUUGCCCCAACUUCAUUCGCGUCCUUCAGUUCUUGAACAGAACCCAUAUCUACGCUUGUGGAACAUUUGCCUUCAGUCCUCGCUGCACAUACAUCAACUCAGAGACGUUAACAAUGAGCGUAAAACCUGAUGAAGGAAGAGGCCGCUGCCCAUAUGACCCAUAUCAGCGCAACACUGCCGUUGUUGUGGACGGUGAGCUGUACACGGGCACUGUGGCUGACUACAGGGGGAACCGGCCCGUCAUUUCCAGGCACCUGAGUGAAGGCAGUCGUGUUGAUCUGAAGUUAGACGACACAUUAGGAUGGUUGGAAGAUCCAGUUUUCAUCAGCUCCACCUUUAUUCCUGAUGAGGAGAAGAUCUAUUUCUUCUUCAGUGAAGUGGGCAGAGAGUACGACUUCAUCGACAAGUUUAUUGUCUCUCGUGUCUCUCAGGUCUGCAUGAGUGAUGUUGGUGGCCAGAGGACCUUGCAGCGACGCUGGACCACGUUUGCCAAAGCUCAGCUCCUGUGUCAGGCUGACAGCGAACUGCCCUACAACGUCAUCCAGGACAUAGACAGCCUUCCACCAGCAGAGGGUGCUCCUGACCAGGACACACUGUUCUAUGGCAUCUUCACAUCUCAGUGGUCGGUGAACUCUGGACAGUCGGCCGUGUGUUCCUUUCGUCUUGCUGAUAUCAAAUCAGUUUUCUCUGGAAACUAUAAAGUCCUGAACCGGGACACAUUACAGUGGAGCUCACGGGUUCAAGAGAAGGUGGCAAAUCCAGGAGAGUGUGGGUUACACAAUGCGUCAGACAACGCCCUCCGCUUCGUCAAAGAAAACUUCUUGGCAGAUGAAAACGUGCGUCCAGUAGGUAGAAAGCCGACUUUGGUGUCUGCAGAACACAACUACUGUAACGUGGCCGUGCAGAGAGUUCAAGCUGCCAACAACAGAGACUACACCGUCCUGUUUCUGCUCACAGAGUCCGGUUACCUGCACAAGGUGGUGCUGCUACAGAGUGGAACCCACAUCACUGAAGAGGUCCAGGUUUUUGAGCGCCCUCAGUCUGUCAGGAGCCUGAAGCUGUCCAUAUCUAAGGGUAUGAUAUAUGUUGGCACAUCAGAGGGAGUGGUGAGGCUUCCAACUGCCAACUGCUCCUUUUAUUGGACCUGUGCCCAAUGUGUUCUGGCCCGAGACCCUUUCUGUGGGUGGGACGCUGCCAUCCGGACCUGUGUUGAAGUCAAGAACUCCCACAACAGUCUAACCCAGGACAUCGACAACGGCAACGUUGAAGAGGCCUGUAACAGUGUUUCACUGAACCCCAGGGCUAGAUUUGGGCCAAACAACCUGCCUUCGGGUGUGCUGGUGUCAGUGUCCUUAAAUGAAGUGGUCCGUCUUCACUGUCCAGCAGCGUCUCGUCUGUCCAAGCAGACGUGGGAGCGUCCCAGCAGCCGUCUGUCCUCAGACCUGUACCUGCAGCUGGACGACAGCAGCCUGACUUUUAUAGCCACUCCUGCAACACUGGGCCAUUACCUCUGUCUGUCCACUGAGAACGGCUACCAACAAACUAUGGCCAUCUAUCAGGUCAAACAGAAGAGCAGCCCCGCCCCACAAACCCCCCCCUCUCAUACACUGGUGCAGGACCACCCCACCACACCGCCGAGGCCUGGGCUGCACACAUCUGUUGAGAUGUGGCCCAAACGAACAGAAACCAUGACAACGCUGUCCAGCAGUAACAUUGGACUCACAACUCGACUACUGGGCGUAGACUUGACGACGCAGACGGACCAGUCUGGGCUGAGAGACGCUGAACUGUGGGAUGAGAAGCUCCUGGUCUCCGCUCGCGGGCCCUGCUACCUGAAGGAGCUGGUAGUUGUGUCGGUUCUGCUGGUGCUGUGCCUCAGCCUGCUGCUCACGGUGCUGCUGUACGUCCUCAGACAGCGCUGUCGGAGCCCCACGACCCCGGAGGCGGCGGCUCCGAGCAGAAACAGUGACAGACGGACCCCUGUGGAGCAGGAGGCCCUGGGGGGGGGGCAGUUCAUGACCAAACGCAGAGGACACAUCCAGCACAACGGACACCCCAGUGGGGCGGUGUGUAACGGGGCGCACACAGAGUCCAAUGGGCAUUUACCCAACAUCCCCAUCUGAAAAUGACAGAAUGACAGGGGUGGGGGGGGUCCCAGCUGCUACCAGCGUUACCGUGGUGAUCGUGGUGGAAAGUUAAUUUUUCACAGCCACUAAAACGAUGCAUGCUCUGACCCCAAAGGGAAGGCCAGUCCGUGUAUAAAUGUGGACAGUUGUGUCUCUGUACGACACCACAGACGAGUCAGUCACCUGAUCUGAACCCAACAGCUGCUUUACAGUUACUGAGACAAAACUGAAGGGAAGAAGACCAACCAACGAGCAUCAGCUGAAGGCGUCUGGAGUAAAAGAAUCUCCACAAGGAAACUCAUGACCUUCUAAUGUCCAUGGGUGACAGACUUCAGCCUGUCAUUUUAUUCAAAACAACUUUCAGAUUUAUGACAGUCAUAGUUUAUCCACAGACGUUUGAGCCACAGAGGAUCAAUGGAUUUAGUUUCAAAUGGGCUAAAGUCAGCCCACACUUCAGUCCUGUUUCAUUCAGAUCCACUGUGGUGAUGUACAGAGGCUAAACUAAAUGUGUCAUUGUCCAAAUGCAUAUGGAUCUGACUGUAUAAAAAGCAUGGGUCCAAAAUAAUCAUGUUUCCAGCGGUACAUAAACCACUCAUGACUGACACGGUACCCUCUGCAUUGGUUCCAAUACUUGAGCUGUGAUGUUUUUGAUGUUUUUAUGCACUGUUUUCACUUUCUGAAUAUAGACUUUAUUCACACAGGGGCCAUCUGUCAGUUGACACCGUCAUGGUGUGAAACUCAAAUGCUGGAACUAAAAGUCAAUCUUUUGUACUUGUCAUUUAAAUCUUUCAGUCUGACAAACUGUACAGAUAUGACUGCUACCAAAUGAUCUGUAACUGAAAAGAAAAUACAGAGAAACAUCUGUCACACAACAGCCUCACUGAUAUGUUUUCUAUGUGACACAACUGGAGAGACAUACAUGAAUUAUGAAGUCGGUGUACAUUUAUUUAAGCCAAGAAAUAAAACACUGGAUGCAUUCAAGCAUAUUUGGUAUUUCCAUAACAUUAUGUGACAUUAAACUCAUUGAAAACACUUUCCUUUGGUUUGACCAAAACAGCAAAUACAAACCCUUGACUGGUGAAGCUUCCAC